ACGAUGCUGCUGGAGUGGUGCCGCGCCCGCACCCGUGGGUACGCGCACGUGGAUGUGCAGAACUUCUCGGGGAGCUGGGGCAGCGGCCUGGCCUUCUGCGCCCUCCUGCACAGCUUCUUCCCUGACGCCUUCGACUUUGCCGCCCUGGAGCCCAACGCCCGCCGGGAGAACUUUGCCCUGGCCUUCGCCACUGCCGAGGAGCGGGCAGGCUGUGCCCCACUGCUGGAGGUGGAGGACAUGGUGCGGCUGCCGGUGCCCGACGCCAAGUGUGUGUACACGUACGUGCAGGAGCUGUACCGCUGCCUCGUGGCCAAGGGGCUCGUGAAGACCAAGAAGCGCUGAGAGGGUCCCCCACGGCCCCCCACCUGUGCCAUCCCCCUCUUUGUCCCCUGCUCUGUCACCCAGCAGUAAAGUUCAUGGUGCCAGGCGGUGGUGGCCUCGUCUCUGGAGGGAGGAAUGCUGGCACCAAGCGAAGUGUCUGGGCAUUGUCACCAGGCUGGGGCACAGCCUUGACUCUGCCACCAGGAGGGUGACAUCCCCCAGGGCUGGCACGUGGGUGGGGGGCAGCAAUUCCUGGAGCCCCCCACUCUCCCAGUGAGGCACCACGGAGCCAGAG
Messenger RNA from Cyanistes caeruleus (blue tit), 616 nucleotides. Lineage: Eukaryota; Metazoa; Chordata; Aves; Passeriformes; Paridae. The record is from RefSeq and is a predicted model, not a curated record.